Molecule: messenger RNA, 6501 nt
Organism: Armigeres subalbatus
Lineage: Eukaryota; Metazoa; Arthropoda; Insecta; Diptera; Culicidae
Gene: Tlk
Product: serine/threonine-protein kinase tousled-like 2
Exons: 8
Coding region: 2085-5399 (1104 amino acids)
Biological process (GO): peptidyl-serine phosphorylation; intracellular signal transduction; chromosome segregation
Cellular component (GO): nucleus
Molecular function (GO): ATP binding; protein serine/threonine kinase activity
Source: RefSeq, a predicted model, not a curated record
AAAGGGUAACAGAAGAAUUAGGUGCAGAGAAGAACAUCAAGAACUUCGGUAAUUAUCUACGCAAUUCAGUUGCGUUAUGUGUUGUUGACAAAUAGACAAGUAAGCUACGCAGCAGUUCGACACGAUUCCAACCCCGAUAGUCGUCCACGGUGCAAAAAAGGUGAAGUGCAUUCGGUGAUUCGUGCACAAAUUAGGUUCGGUUUAUUGAUUUUCCUCCUCCGGAUCUGGAUAAUGUGUGCACUGCGGUGAAGUGCAACACAGUGGAAUGUGGAAACAGUGGAGUUCGCGGCUGGGGUGGAAAAAGUGAGAGAUAUGUACACGAAUUAGAGUAUAGUAGGCGCACACGCUUCUCGUGGCGUAGAAGGAAGAGUAGCAGCAGAAGCAUAGAGUCAACACCGCAGGCAGAGGGCGGUGACGUGGGGGGAAUGUGUGUGGGACCCAAGUCCAAGUCUCACAGCAGCAGUAGCAGUCAAAGCAGAAAUCCAUCGCCGAGAGAAUCGUCGGGGGAAAGUAAGGUUGAAUUUUUCAGCUCAUUUUAGCUGUACCCGUUAGCGGAUCACAACAUCUCGGACGACGGCUACGGCGGUGACGGUGCCCCGCGAGUCGUGAACUGUGUCGCGGAGCAAGAGCAAGAACGAGAGACAGUGCAACAGCAGCAGCAGCAGUAACGGUGAAGAAUCUGAGUUGUGACACAAUCUGCUUGGGAGCCUCGGAUGGAAGACAAGUGGCGACACCGACAGCGGCGGUCAGUCGGUGUUCUUGAGUAUGACAAAGGAAAUUGAUUUGCUAGUUAGCAAGUAGGGAUACACCCAAAGUAAUUUGUGCGAUAAUUUUCAGCUUGUCCAUUCAAGCUUCCGAUACAUUCCUUGUCUAGUGAUAGACAGCUGUGUAGUGCAAAGUGACAACAACCUGGUGCAUAUUAUGAUACAGUGGCGGUUUUGUCGAGGCAGUGCAUAGUAGAAGCUACUAUUUAAAGUGGUCAAUUUGUUGCUCAGUGGUCAAAGUGGUGAAUGUUAGGCCCGGUGUUACUCAAUUACUCGGCGCUGCAAGAGGAGAGUGCAUGUCACGACCGAGUAGUGUUUGGUAUAAUUAUCCAAUGCCUUGCCGUGCGAUCGAUGGGUCACCACCACCAGUUUUAGUGUAGUAAGGGAGCGGGUGAAGAAGUAAGAGAAAUAAGAAGAAGAGGGAAGCGAGGAGGAAACGUAGAAGCAGUUAAAAAGCAGAAAAAGGAAAAAUAUGUGUGCGCUACUCUCGCUAGUAGUGGCCGUAGCGAAGUGUAGCGGAGGCUAUAUUGGCAACAUAGCAGAAAUUAAUAUUGUUUAAGAAGAAUCAGUCGAGUCGGAGACGAUCAGAGCAGGGUUGGUAGAAGAAUACGGCAAAGCCAAAACCAGGAUAAGGGAAGGUGGUGGAAAAUUGCAAAGAGGUGUAUGACAAAGCAGAAGAAGUGCGCUGUGUUGAAUAAAACGAGAGUGGCGAAACGUGUACCAACGUUCGGAGGAAAGAGAGUAAUAUCAAAUGUACAUAGUUGUUGUUUUUUCGCUGUUGUGAUUGUUAUUAUUGCUGUUAUUUUGCAUUUAUAAAACCGUUUCCAGUGCAUUACGGGGCUUGUUUCGCGCACCAAUACUGGUCUAUAUACGCGAACGGGCAGUACUCCCACAAACGCCAAGUGCGACGGAAUGAGAGUGAAGUGCGCGACGUGACCGAAAAGUGCAACAGCGGUAGAGAAAUCUACGAACAGCACAUCGAAAUCUUUUGUUCCCGAUUCGGCAGAUAUUUUCGCCCAACCUUGAGUGUCAUGCCUCUGCAGAAUUCGCUGCCGACUAACUACUUGCUCCGGCUGCUGAAGGACUGCAGCCAGCAGCCAUCAGCACGGAAGGAUUCCCCAGGAGGAAUUCCUCCAAGGUCCCAACAUUUCGGCUGUGCCCUCCGACGGCACUAGAACCGGCAGGAUUCUUCCGCUCGGUGCUCUCGGGUGCACAGGUGUGCCGCCCGGGAACGGAACCGCGGUAGAGAUCGCCGAUAUUGGGCACCCCCUCGGGGGAAAACGAAAAACACGCGCAGUGGCAAGAAAAACGGCACACUCAAUGAAGAAUAAGCAGCCACAGCAGCCACCAAAGAAGAAGCAGAAGCAGCAUCAGCAACAGCUAUUACCCCAAUCCCAGCAACAGCAACCACAACAACAACAACAACAACAGCAGCAGCAGCAGAAGAAAAACUUGGAUAUCAUGUUGAGCUCUUCCUAUUACAUCUAUAUGUCUGCCGGUACUCAAUUGCAGAUGGCACCACAGACAACCAUAGUACAACAAGUCGGCCAAAAUCAUCUCCAUACGCAUCAUCUACAGCACCCGCAGCAGCAGCAGCAACAGCAGUCGGCUCUCCAGGUGCAGCAAUCCCAGCAGCACUACAGCAAUCAUCAGCAGCCGCCGCCACCACCGCCGCCACAGGGAACUUUAGUAGCCGGUGGAUUGGGCGCACCGCCCCCAAUCGGUACGCUCACUAGCCUGCAGCAACAGUCACACUACACCAACAACAACAAGGACCAGGACUCGAAUAUGAGCACCGGGUCGUCCCAUAGUGAUAAGGAGCUAGAGACUAUAAUCAAUACCCCGACGCCGGAGAAGAUUCCCCGGACGCCGUCGGACCGGAAGCGGAAACGGAAAGCACCGGAUGACAACGGUGGCCCCGGCGGAGGAGGAGGGGGCGGCGUAGUCGGAGGUCAUGGAGGUCGUGAUAGGGAUAAUGUUAAGGGUCCGCGUUUGUCGAUACCACCAUUAAGUGAUAGUAAGAAAAUUAAUGACUACUUUUCCAAGCAUCCGGUCAACUGUCAGCAUCGGUCACAUCCGGCCGGUACCGGAGCCGGUGGUCCCCUAGGAGCAAUAAGCAAUUCUGGCCCGCAGGCACAGCCUGGCCUCACUGGAACUGGCAGCGGCGGUGGGGUUGUCGGCGUAAGUCAAGGGCAAAGCCCGCAGAUUUCCGCCAAAAGUCCCAGUCCCCAGCAGCAUGGCCAGUAUCCAAUGUAUCCACCUAGUCCUCAACCACAGCUCGGUUCUGUGGUCACCUCCAGUGGUAAUCUUACCAGCGCGGCAGCGGCGCAGGAUAUCUACGUACGAUCCCAGCGCGCUAGUGCCGCAUCUUCCACACUAGUUCCUCCAUCGUCAGUAUCCGCCACGUCGUUACUAAACUCAUCCUCAUCUGUCGUUUCCGCUGGUGGUGUGGUCGUUCCAAACGCCCAGCAACAGCAGCAGCAGCAACAACAGCAAUCGCAUCGAGAUCGUGAUUCUCAGCCACCUCCACCUCCCCUGCCUCCCCCGGUUGUUGCUGCCCAGCAACAACAGUCGACACAGCAGCCGGCACCACAAUCGCAGGCUGUCCUGGGGACCCAGAACUCUUCACUAGCCAUCAAUAGUCUAGCGUCGUUAAAUCAUGCCAACAAUGGUACCAACUCUAGCAACAGUAGUAGUCACAGUCUACAGAAUGCCCAAUCGUUAGCUCAAUCAACCUCCCUGCUACAGUCGCAACCGCCGACGCCGCCAGCGCCGCUCAUGGUCUCCGCGCAGACCCAGACGGACCUCACGCUGGCGGACAUCGCCGAGCGGGACAGCGACUACGAAAGCUCGCGGACCCGGGUCGACGAACUGUCCCGGUUAUCGGACGAGCAGAAAUGCCAAAUCAGUGCGCACCAGAAGGUGAUCGAGCAGCACAAAAGCCACAUCAACAAGUGCAUCGACGUGGUGAAGAAGCUGCUCAAACAGAAGAGCAACAUCGAAAAGAAGGAGGCGCGACAGAAGUGCAUGCAGAAUCGGCUACGGCUCGGACAGUUCGUCACCCAGCGAGUCGGGGCCACCUUCCAAGAAAACUGGACCGACGGUUACGCAUUUCAGGAGCUGGCUAAGCGCCAGGAGGAGAUCACUGCCGAGCGGGAGGAGAUCGACCGUCAGAAGAAAUUGCUCAUGAAGAAACGGCCGACGAACAGCGAGAGCAGUCGGAAGCGAAACAACUCCAGCACGUCGUCUUCGGUGGCGGCCAGUUCGGGGGUUUCCAGCGGUUCGGCCGGCACCCAGUUGGCCUCGUCGCUGCACAACGGCAACGACAACACGUUCCUAAAGCCGGAUCCGGUGGUCAGCAGCAACACCACCUUCACCAUCCAGGAGUACUACGAGUGCGACGAGAUACUGAAGCUGCGGCAGAACGCCCUCAAGAAGGAGGACGCCGACCUGCAGCUGGAGAUGGAGAAGCUCGAACGGGAACGGAAUCUGCACAUCCGGGAGCUGAAGCGGAUACACAACGAAGAUCAGUCACGUUUCAACAACCACCCCGUGCUGAACGAUCGGUAUCUACUGCUGAUGCUCCUGGGCAAGGGCGGUUUCUCCGAGGUGCACAAGGCGUUCGAUCUGAAGGAGCAGCGGUACGUUGCCUGCAAGGUGCAUCAACUGAACAAAGACUGGAAGGAAGAUAAGAAAGCUAACUAUAUUAAGCACGCGCUACGGGAAUACAAUAUCCACAAGGCGCUCGACCAUCCCCGGGUGGUCAAACUGUACGAUGUGUUUGAGAUCGAUGCCAACUCAUUCUGCACCGUGCUGGAAUACUGUGAUGGGCAUGAUUUGGAUUUCUAUCUGAAGCAGCACAAGACGAUACCGGAGAAGGAGGCACGAUCGAUUAUUAUGCAGGUGGUAUCGGCGCUAAAAUACCUAAACGAAAUCAAACCCCCGAUCAUCCACUACGACCUGAAGCCGGGCAACAUCCUGCUGACGGAGGGCAACGUGUGCGGUGAGAUCAAAAUUACCGACUUCGGUCUGUCCAAGGUAAUGGACGAAGAGAACUACAAUCCGGACCACGGUAUGGAUCUAACGUCACAAGGUGCUGGAACUUAUUGGUAUUUGCCGCCUGAGUGUUUCGUCGUCGGCAAGAACCCACCGAAGAUUUCCUCCAAGGUGGACGUGUGGAGCGUCGGGGUUAUAUUCUACCAGUGUCUGUACGGCAAGAAGCCCUUCGGACACAACCAAUCGCAGGCAACGAUCCUCGAGGAGAACACCAUCCUGAAGGCGACCGAGGUGCAGUUCGCCAACAAACCGACAGUCUCGAAUGAAGCGAAGAGCUUUAUUCGGGGCUGCCUGGCCUACCGCAAAGAGGACCGGAUGGACGUAUUUGCGCUGGCCAAGCACGAAUACCUGCAGCCUCCGGUGUCGAAGCACAACCGAUCGGCGGCGGCGGCUGCCUCCAGCAAUCAGCACGGCAGUGGCAACAGCGGUGUCAGUGGCCAGGCUGGCGCCGGCAGUGGCGCCGGUGGUGGUGGUGGCGGAUCCGGUGGAUCGGCCGGCGGCGGGGGCAACCAAGCCGGACAACAAACGUCCUUUUCAACGGGGAUGUUUGGCAAUAUGAAUCAGUCCAGCUCGUCUUAGCUGUUUUUCAACAGCAGUUUGUUGAAAAGCGCUGCUGGGGCUAACAAUAACCACAACAACAACAACAUCAACAACAAUAGCCACGUUGUCGUCAACAAUGUUGGCGGCAGCAUUGCACUUGCCAACAAUUUGACGACGGCGGCUAUCGCUCCUCCGAUGACGACGACGACGAAUGCGAUCAACAUCGCAACGAUUACUGCUGCCUGUGGUAAUCUGACCAAUAGCAACAAUAACCAUAGAAUCGUCAAUAGUUUCAUCAACUGCAACAAUAACAACAACAACGUUUCGCCGCCAACGUCAUCCAAAUCAUCCAAGUAGGCGGAGCCGCACCCAAGUACGGCGACGCCUACUCCGUUAUAGACAAAGGUCAAUCUGAGAUGUUCGUACUAAUGUAAGUAAAACAAAACAAGCAAAUGUGAUGUGCUUAGCAGAAGAAUUCCCCCUUAAUCGAUUGCGUGAUAUCAAAAGAACAAUAGUUGAUCCCAUAAACACACGCACACGAAAACAAAUGCGAAGCGCGAAGGAGACAUGCACGGAUCCCCUGUCCCUGAAUCCUUUGAAAACUCAACUUUGAACCCCCCCACAUAACAAAACAAAGAAAAAUCAAUGUUCGCUGUAUGACAAAAAAAAAUACAACAUCUCGUUCAUGAGUGAUCGAUGUUUCAAUACAAACACAACACAAUAGCAAAGGCAGAUUUACUGAAACAAAAAAAAAACAAAACUAGUUGCUCUUGUAAACUCGGGAACAGUAGAAUCAAAUUCAGACAUCAGGACUAGCAGAACAGAGUGUAGAGAAGGACAAGAUCGAAGGAAGGAAGUGCGCCACGCAUGAUGCAGUAUGUAUUGGGUAGAAGCAAUUUAUUUUACCGAGAGGAAUGAACAUCAAGUCGCGUCAUGAUGUAACGGUGGUUUGAACAGUUUUAGGUUGUUGCUUAGCAAAUUAUGUUUGCGGUGUUUAUUUGUUUUACAAUUUUUUUAUAGUUUUAAAAUUUUUCGUUUCGGAUGAAAAAACUGUACAGGACAACAAAACGAAUGCAGAUCGAACUUUUCGCGAUAGAGAGAAAUAAAUCAUGUUCGAUUAAUGAUUUGGUAUGCUAAGUAA